CGAGAGGGGACGACGCGUCCGGGAUGUGGGAUCAGAGGCUGAUUCGGUUGGCGUUGCUGCAGCACCUUCGGGCCGCCUACGGUAUUAAGGUCAAGGGUGGCCGUGGGCAGUGCGAUCGCAGGAAACGAGAAACAGCGGCCGCAGAAAUCGGGAGUAAAAUAUUUGGAGUCCCUUUUAGUGCCUUGCCCAAUUCUCUUGUACCACAGUAUGGACACAUUCCAAGCUUUCUUGUAGAGGCUUGCUCAUCUUUAGAGGAGCACAUUCAUACAGAAGGGCUCUUUAGGAAAUCGGGAUCUGUUAUUCGCCUAAAGGCACUAAAGAAUAAACUGGAUAAUGGUGAAGGUGGCUUGUCUUCUGCACUUCCUUGUGACAUUGCAGGACUGCUUAAACAGUUUUUUAGGGAAUUGCCGGAGCCCAUUCUUCCAGCUUAUUUGCAUGAAGCACUUUUCAAAGCUCAACAGUUAGGAUCAGAGGAGAAGAACACAGCUACAUUGUUACUUUCCUGCCUUAUGGCUGAUCGUACAGUUGAUAUAUUAAGAUAUUUCUUUAACUUUCUCAGGAAUGUUUCUCUUAGGUCCAGUAAGAAUAAGAUGGAUAGCAGCAAUCUUGCAGUAAUAUUUGCACCAAAUCUUCUUCAGACAAGUGAAGGACGUGAAAAGAUGUCUGCUAACACAGAAAAAAAGCUGCGAUUACAGGCUGCAGUAGUGCAGACUUUUAUAGAUUAUGCCUCAGAUAUUGGGCGGAUCCCAGAUUUUAUCCUGGAAAAGAUACCAGCUAUGUUGGGUAUUGAUGGUCUCUGUGCUACUCCAUCAUUGGAAGGCUUUGAAGAAGGUGAACAGGAAACUCCUAGUGAGUGUAAGAGAAAGCGAAGACAGAGUGUUGGAGAUUUUGUGAAUGGAGCACUGAAUAAACUUAAAUCUAACAGAACACCCUCUGUUACACCUCAACAGGAUGGAGCUGCCCAGCUGUCUGUAUCCCCAAUGAUUCUUACACCAAAUGCUAAGCGUAAAUUGCCAGUAGAUUCUUCUCUUGGUCUCUCAAGUAAGAAAAGGAAGUCCGUCAAACACAAUUUUAACUUUGAGCUGUUGCCAAGUAAUCUCUUCAGCAGCAGUUCUACUCCAAUUUCAGUUCAUUGUGAUACAAGUCCAGAAGGGUCAUCUCAGAGUUCACUCUCUCCUGUCACCAUCAGUGGAAACCAUUUGAUCAAUGCAGGUGUGCUAAGGCGAAGUAAAAGAAUUGCGGGCAAAAAAGUUUGCAGGGUGGAAUCAGGAAAAGCAGGCUGCUUCUCUCCUAAAAUCGGCCGUAAAGAAAAGGUUCGAAGAUCUCUUCGGUUGAAAUUUAGUCUGGGAAAAAACAAAGACAUAAAUGGAUGUCCUGGUGUCAGUAGAUGUGUUGGUCGAAGACUUGCAAAUCAAGAAAGUUUAAAAAAUAGGAUUGAAUCUGUAAAAGCAGGUCUGCUUUUUAGCCCAGAUAUUGAUGAAAGAUUAUCAAAGAAAGGUUCAGUAAAGAUCAGUCAGUCUGAGGAAAACUUAGUAACUCCAGAGCGAGUAGAUGGACACUACCGGAUGUCUUGGACGGGACUUAGCAAUUCAAGUUUUCAAGAAAUGGAGGCCAGUGAAGCUUCUCCAAGAAUGGGAAAUCUUGAAGUGCAGAACUUUUCUUUGGAGCCUGAAGUUACAGUUGAAAAGUCACCUAGCGUGUCCUGUGAACUCACCCCUUCCACCUCACACAGCAAAACUAAAAGCAGGGUGGCAGAAAGCUCCCUUAGUGGGGAUGAAAGUAACUUGACCUCACAGACUUUGGUGAAGAUCCAAAAAGCUUUUUCAGAGUCUGGAAAUAAUCUUCAUGCACUGAUAAGUCACAGGCAGUCACCGGCAAUUAAUGUGGAAAAAGAAGAAAUAAAUGAAUCAUCUUAUGGAGAGUAUAAGUCAGAAGAAAAGCUAUUUGAAACUAAUAAUUUGACUGUGAGAGAAUCAGAGGAAAAUUACAAAGACUGUUCCAUUAAAGAUGAAUGUUGUUUUUCAGAAAGAGACCUCUCACCACAUCAAACCCCAAGUUUAGGUAGAGAGUCAACUACAAAAUGUUACUCAACUCAGAUGAAGGUAGAACUUCACAAAGACACUGACUCAGAUGUACAGAAGGGUAGUUUAGUACAGCAGGAACUCCCUAUUGCUGAACAAACGAGGGAAGAACAGUCCCCAAAAGAUAAGCUAAAUACUCAGGCAGAGGAGCAUGAGAAUAGGUUUGAGGAGAACUUAGUGAAAUGCACAGCUCCCGAAGAGGGUGAGACUAAAUCCCCUUCCUGUCAGCAGAGUAUGUAUAAGGCGACAAACCUGUCAAAACCUAGGCCUGUGAGAAUUGCUAAGCAGCAGUCGUUGGUGGAAACAUGCAGUAAAACGGUUUCUGAAGGUGUGCACGUGACAGAGCAUGGGAAGGUUUCAGAUCACAUACAGUGGUUUAAUCAGCUCUCAUUAAAUGAAUCAAAUAGAGCAAAAGCGAAGUCACCUCUUAAAUUUCAUCGUACUCCUGUCCGCCAGUCUGUCAGAAGAAUUAAUUCUUUGUUGGAGUAUAGCAGACAACCUGUAAGACAAAAGUUGACCUAUCUUGGUGAUGCUGCUUCUCCUUUGAUUAAGUCGGUGAGCUGUGACAGUGCUCUUCCCUCUUGUACGGAUAGUGCAUUGAAAGAGUCUUCUCUUUCAUGUGCCAGACUAGGUCCUAGAGAACAGAAGUCCUUAAAGAUGAAGAGGCAUCCAGAUUCUGUGAAUGCUUCUCUUGGGCCUGCUAAAGUUUGUACGCAGGAGCUGGUAUCUGAUGGUCACGUUAAGGGUCCCUUGGAGGACCUGACCAAUCAUGAUAUAUUAACAUCUGCUGUGAAGAGUGACGCGAGCUUCUCUUCUGGGAUGAAAACCACGGUCCUUAGAAAACCAUCAGAAAGGGAGAGGGCUUGGUACAAGGGUUCUCCAAAAUAUCCUAUAGCGAAGGCUCAACUACUGCCAACAAGUAAACCUAUAGAUUUGUAAUUGGCAAAGUUUAAACUUGUUGUGAAUGUAAAUAAAUUAGCAAUUGGUGAUAAGACUUGUGGGAUAAUAUACAUGUUAGCUGGUAGCAGAGGAUGAUUUACUAAGCAGCAGGUUUCCUCUGAGACAUCUUGAUUUCUCUGCAUAUAUCAUUACUUUGCUUUUCUUAAUUAUGGCAGUAUUUAAACAAUUUUUUGUGAUCUCUUAAAGCAAAGGUUACAGAAAUCGUUGACUGAAUUUGUAAAAUUUUUUUAGAACUGUAUGAUUUUUAUUUUGUAUGUGUGAGAAGAAAAGUGAAGCUAGUUUUGUCUAUUGUUCUUUCUCCAAGUCAUGUAAAGUUCUUGUAAAACCUAGCGUGUAAUGGGGAAGAGUAAGCCCGCAGAUCUUGCCUUGAAUUAUGUUCAUGCCCACUUGUGUUUACCAAAAUCCCUAGAAACUAAAUUGCUGUAGUAGUCUAAUGCUUUAUUCCAGUUGGAGGCAGAAUGCUUGGGUUCGUAGCUCUGUGCCUGUACAGUGUGUUCACUUGAAAUAAGCAGUCGCUAAUGCAGAAUAAUCAUGGAAACGUGCCCUUAGGAUGUAGGCCUAAUUGGUUAUGUUUAAGCCAUACUAUGUUCUUAAAGGUAAUUUGCACAAAUACUUGUGUUUGUGUUUUGUCUGGUAUAGAAUGAAAUUAUUUAAGGAGGACUAGUUGAACUUGAAAAAAUAAAUCAAAGUAAUUGUUUUUCUACGCAGAUGCUUGAUUUUAGAACUUGAAUAGAUUAUGCACCUCUGUACAUUUUACUUGGAUAAAAACUUAUGAUGGUCUUAUGUGUAAAUGUUAUUUAUUUAGUGAAGACAUUAAAGAUAAUUUUCUGGAAAA
This is a messenger RNA of Octodon degus (degu), 3876 nucleotides long. RefSeq names its product Rho GTPase activating protein 11A (gene Arhgap11a). Lineage: Eukaryota; Metazoa; Chordata; Mammalia; Rodentia; Octodontidae. The record is from RefSeq and is a predicted model, not a curated record. The transcript is spliced from 12 exons. Bases 24 to 3020 code for a protein of 998 amino acids. Gene Ontology annotation, biological process: signal transduction.